Hordeum vulgare subsp. vulgare (domesticated barley) is the source of this 1963-nucleotide messenger RNA. Its product is annotated as polyphenol oxidase I, chloroplastic-like. The record is from RefSeq and is a predicted model, not a curated record. Gene Ontology annotation, biological process: pigment biosynthetic process. Gene Ontology annotation, molecular function: catechol oxidase activity. NCBI's taxonomy places the organism in Eukaryota, Viridiplantae, Streptophyta, Magnoliopsida, Poales, Poaceae. The transcript has 3 exons. Bases 65 to 1792 code for a protein of 575 amino acids.
UCAAAGUUCACUGCAUCCUGUGUAUCCGUAUGCGGGCAGCAGCCAGAAAGCAAACAGCGGCAGCAUGGAGAGCACUCGCAUGAUACUGAGUGUCACCCCUAGCAUGCCAUGCGGCCUCCAAACCCUUGCGCGCCGCAACCUUGUCCGUGCCCUCCACCACCGCAAGGACGCGAGGCAGCCACGCCGUCUCUCAUGCGAGGCAACUGGCGGCCGCCGCGUCGAUCGGCGUGACGUGCUUCUCGGCCUCGGCGGCGCCGCCGCGGCCGGGCUGGGCGCCCAGCGGGACGCGCUCGCCGCGCCCAUCCAGGCCCCCGACUUCCUCAACUGCAACCCGCCCGACCUCCCGAACACGCCGCCGGACGCCAGCUGCUGUCCGCCGUACCGCGACGGCACCAUUAUCACCGACUUCAGGCCGCCGCCCGCCUCCUCGCCGCUCCGCGUGCGUCCGGCGGCGCACCUGGUGGACGCGGAGUCCCUGGCCAAGUACGAGAGGGCCGUGGCGCUCAUGAAGCAGCUCCCCGCCGAUGACCCCCGCAGCUUCGAGCAGCAGUGGCGCGUGCACUGCGCCUACUGCGGCGCCGUGUUCGACCAGGUCGGCUUCCCGGACCUGGAGAUCCAGAUACACUUCUGCUGGCUCUUCUUCCCAUGGCACAGGUUGUACCUCUACUUUCACGAGAGGAUCCUCGGCAAGCUCAUCGGCGACGACACCUUCGCCCUGCCGUUCUGGAACUGGGACGCGCCGGACGGCAUGUCACUGCCGGCGAUCUACGCCAACGGGUCGUCGCCGCUCUACAACGAGAGGCGUGACCCCGCCCACCAGCCGCCAUUCCCGCUCGACCUCGACUACAGCGACACCGACGCCAAUAUCUCAAGAGACCAGCUGAUCGACCAGAACCUCAAGAUCAUGUACCGCCAGAUGGUUUCGGACGCGAAGAAGAGGGAGCUGUUCCUGGGGCAGCCGUACCGCGCCGGCGACCAGCCGGACACAGGUGCGGGCUCCGUGGAGAACGUGCCGCACGGCCCGGUCCACCGCUGGACGGGCGACCCGGCGCAGCCCAACCGCGAGGACAUGGGCAACUUCUACUCGGCGGCGCGCGACCCCAUCUUCUUCGCGCACCACGGCAACAUAGACCGCCUCUGGCAUGUCUGGCGCGGCCUCCGCCCGAGCAACACCGACUUCACCGACCCCGACUGGCUCGACGCCGCCUUCCUCUUCUACGACGAGGAGGCCCGCCUCGUGCGCGUCCGCGUCCGCGACUGCCUCGAUACGGCCGCACUGCGGUACACGUACCAGGACGUCGGCCUGCCGUGGCUCAACGCCAGGCCAGCCAAGGCGUCCGCCGGGACGCCAGCGCCGGCCACCACCGGUACCCUCCCUGCCACCCUGGACAGGACCAUCCGGGUGACGGUGACGAGGCCCAGGGUGUCGAGGAGCCGCCGGGAGAAGGACGAGGAGGAGGAGGUGCUGGUCGUGGAGGGGAUCCAGAUCGCCGACCAUUUCAACGAGUUCGUCAAGUUCGACGUGCUGGUGAACGAGCCCGAACGCGCAGUGGGCGGCACGCCGGCGACGGCGACGGGGUACUGCGCCGGGAGCUUCGCGUACACGCCGCACAUGGCCCGGUCAGACGAGAUGAGGAACGGGCCGGUGAAGACGGUGGCGAGGUUCGGCGUGUGCGACCUGAUGGACGACAUCGGCGCGGAUGGCGACAAGACGGUGGUCGUGUCGCUGGUGCCGAGGUGCGGGUGCGAGAUGGUCACCGUCGGCGGCGUCAGCAUCAGCUACCUCAAGUGACUGUCCGGCGAAGCAAGCACCCAUCUGCGCUAGCGUCGGCGUUCACUGUGGUAUGGAAUCUAUGGCACCUCUCCUCGUAUUGUAUUGCAGCACGCGUACGUACGUGCGUAUGUCCUAUGUGUAAUGUAAAUGAUGGUGAUUCUAAAUAAAAACAGCUCAAGUAAAUGGAAA